AUGCCACCCCCACAUUCUAGAGUUGCUUUGUCAGAAAAAACAUUUAAUGUAUUGAAGGAAUGGGGUAUUGAUAGGAAAAUAUUUUCCAUCACAUUGGAUAAUGCAACUGCUAAUGAUAGUAUGCAAGAUAUUCUAUCAAGUCAAUUGUCUUUGCAAGCACCUUUAGUAAGUGGCGGUGAAUAUUUUCAUGUAAGGUGUUGUGCUCAUGUUUUGAAUCUUAUUGUUCAAGAAGGCUUAAAAGUGAUUGAACGUGUUGUGUAUAACAUUAGAGAAAGUGUCAAGUGGAAUUCAACUUUCACGAUGAUAGAAAGUGCACUCAUAUAUCGACAGGCUUUAAUUCAUUAUGCUUUACUUGAUGCAAAUUACAAGUAUUGUCCGUCAAAUGAAGAGUGGAAUAGAGCUGAGAAGUUCGAUAAAUAUUGGAAGUGUUAUAGUGUCAUUUUGGCAUUUGCAAUUGUUCUUGAUCCUCGUUACAAGCUUCAAUUUGUCAAAUUUUGUUACUCAAAAAUUGAUUCCUCCACUUCUCGGCAAAAGCUAGAUCUCCUUCAUCAGAAGUUGUACUCUCUAUUCCAAGAUUAUGCAAACAAAUCAAAAUCUUCUUUGGAAUCUACUGCUCUAUCUACUGGGGGUACUGGUGGUAGUGACAAUCUCAUUAGAGAUGAGCUUUCGAUCGUUAGUGUUGACGUUGAAUGGCUUCAGGCAGCUAACAUGAAACACAGGAUGCACUUUCAUCCAAGUCAGAGGGUCAAUUAUGUAAGAGGCCUUCCCGACUUUGGCCAAGAUGGGGACUAG
Molecule: messenger RNA, 792 nt
Organism: Malania oleifera
Lineage: Eukaryota; Viridiplantae; Streptophyta; Magnoliopsida; Santalales; Ximeniaceae
Product: zinc finger BED domain-containing protein RICESLEEPER 1-like
Exons: 4
Coding region: 1-792 (263 amino acids)
Molecular function (GO): DNA binding
Source: RefSeq, a predicted model, not a curated record